AUGCAAGGAGGUGACCGCAAUCGCCCAACUGAGGGCAGGCUUGAAGACUGGGCCCAGGAUAUAAACGACGCUAAGGAACAGGGGCAGAAUAUUAACACUGGUGGUCUAAGGCCGGCACAACGUCAUAUUUCAACCUCCGGUGCCAGUGAUUCAAUAUCCUCGACCUUGGUCCCCUACGCAUACUACCCCUACCUAAAUGCUCCCAAUCUUCAUCGUCUUCCAGCAUCGGACAUUGCCUUUCUGGACUCCCAGAAAUGUUUCAGUGUACCGUCAGGUGAAUUCCUCGAGACGCUUAUUUCGCACUACUUUCUAUAUGUGCAUCCUUGCUUGCCUGUUAUUAAUGAGGCUGAGUUCUGGCCUGUAUUCCGACAGCGAGAACGACGCAAACCUUUUUCAUUGCUGGUAUUUCAGGCGAUGCUAUUUGUCGCAAGCAGCUAUCUCCCUGUAGAAUAUGUGAAAAGAAGCGGUGUGCAAUCGAUCAUUGCUCUCAGAGAUACCUUCUAUAGGCGCGCUAAGUUGAUCUACGAUUUCGACCUCGAGAAUGAUCAACUUCGGCUUGGUCAAGCUGCAGUUCUGCUCACAUAUCGGUGCUCUAGCACAGAUCGCCUUAGCAAUACGACAUGGCUGGCACUUGGGAUCCAGCAUGCCCGUGCAGUCAAAGCCCAUGUCUAUCACCGUUACCCGACAAAUGAGAGAGCCGCGCGCGUUACGUUGAAACGUCUGUGGUGGUGUUUAAUUCUGCGUGAUAGGUUACUCUCUUUAGGGGUACGACGAGCUCUCCAGAUCCUCCCAUGUCACUUUGACGUAUCAUCACACUCUCCACUCACCUAUGCAGACCUGGAGGAUGAAUUAGCUGCAACGAUGACCUUACUCCUGAUGACGGUGUAUCCCCCCGGUGACCACCAAAGCUUUGGACAAGGCUUAGAUCUAGUCCCGGCUCGAACUGACGAUCUUAAAGAGCGCCUCCAAUUCUGGGAAUCAAACCAUAUGGUUCAGGUCGAUGCAUCCGACGGCCAGUCGCACCAGGCAGUGGUCUUUUAUUGUCAACUAACCUCUUUAUACUAUCAAUCCGCCCGCCUAGUCCUGUAUCACUAUAUAUCCUUUUGUCUCUUCGCUCAAAAGAACCUGGAGUCCACCGCCGAGGAUGUUGAAGACCCGGAGCUCGACUUAAUGGACGCUCUGACGACGAUGAAUGACAGAGUAAAAAGGUUUGUGAUCGACGGCACAACAGGUCAAUUACCCAUUGGCGUUGUCGCAUACACCGUUGCCCCGCAGAUUCUGCUAAACAUCAACCUCCGGCUCUGUCGGAACGACAUAGAGAGACAACGUCAAGAGCAGCCUCUUAGGUUUUACACGGAGAUCUCUCGCCUUUACAAUAUACGCUACGAUGUCGAAUAUAUCUCCUGCUGGAUUCGACAUAUAGUGCGUACUUUUGACUUUCGUGUAUCCCACGGGGGCGUGGAACUCUUGAAACAGCGAAGCCAGCCUGUCGAUACACCAUCUCAAUCAGCUAUGGCUACCGCCAAUCGAUGUUCUAGGGGUGGACUGUCUGAACUCCUCAGUCGUCAACCGUCUGUCUAUUUUGAGCUUGUUGCGGUUGUGGACUAUUUCAUGUCAACAGGCCGCGGGGCCUUUGAAGCCCCCAGUUCCUUUCCUAUCCUCCCGUCUAUCCAAUGUCUUCCUCUAUAUCAGGAGGCUAACCUACCGCUAUCCUUGCCUGUCGCAGAGUUGGCAGCCGAGCAACCCCUGACCGAUCAACCUCUACUGUGUCCAGAAAUGGAAAAGUUGCAUGAGGAGGCAUCAGAAGAGUGUGACUCGGUCUCGCUAGACGGAAUGUGGUUAUUCCCAGCCUCAACUGAGAGUGCCGCAGUGAUGGCCUCCGAUAAUGAGGGGAUACAGAUGGAUGACACGCCGUUUACUGAUGAGGAUCCGGUUUGUGCCGAUACUAUAUGGCGCGACCUAGGCUUAUGUGGAGAGUAG
Aspergillus nomiae NRRL 13137 is the source of this 1980-nucleotide messenger RNA. Its product is annotated as fungal specific transcription factor domain-containing protein. Gene Ontology annotation, biological process: DNA-templated transcription. The record is from RefSeq and is a predicted model, not a curated record. Gene Ontology annotation, molecular function: zinc ion binding; DNA binding. The transcript has 6 exons. Bases 1 to 1980 code for a protein of 659 amino acids. NCBI's taxonomy places the organism in Eukaryota, Fungi, Ascomycota, Eurotiomycetes, Eurotiales, Aspergillaceae.